Messenger RNA from Brienomyrus brachyistius, 8341 nucleotides. It is a transcript of the gene tmem94, whose product is annotated as transmembrane protein 94. NCBI's taxonomy places the organism in Eukaryota, Metazoa, Chordata, Actinopteri, Osteoglossiformes, Mormyridae. The record is from RefSeq and is a predicted model, not a curated record.
GCUUGUAAGUCAUGAAGUCCCUUUUAGUUUAUCGCUCCUAAUCUUGAACAUGGGGGGUGACCGAGAUCCCAAUAUGGCCUGGUUGUUUGUUUCCUCAAAUGAAGGAAGGUAUGUGUUUGAUUUUGCUCAUGGUGUAUAUUUGGUGUAUGCUGGCAACUUGUUUAACCACUUGGGAAUGUGAGAUGGAAAAACAAUGUGAGUGGGCAGUAGGAGUAUGAUGGGGGGUGUUACAUAAAGUAAUGUGUGUAAAACUGCACAAAGCACUAGAGGAGUGGAGCAUGUUAUACAUUCCAGUAUACAUAUGAAUAUGAUUUCUAUAGCUUCUUUGAUUGGUUUAUCAAUGUUGAUUGCUGUUACUCUUCUGAUAUGUUUGAUAUCAGUGCUUAUAUAACGUACUAUGAAGAUAACACAUUAAUUAGAACCUUGAAACGGUUUUGGUACCAUGUUAUUUACUUUAAUACAGGUGAGUAAUCGAAGGACCUUUGUGUGCUGGUUUGCUCAGAAAUAUUAAUACUCAAGUUAAAUUUCUCAAGCUUUCAGGCCUAUAAAUUGUGGAGAAGUCUGAGCUGGUCGAGUGCCACUUCUGCUGCUUAUGUUUUGUUAAUUAUAGGGAAUGAGGUUGAUACAUUUAAUUGUGAGCCUGCUGGGAAGAAUAUCCAUCAGGCUGUCCUUUACUGUCCUUUUCCUUUCACCCCUUUCACCCUCCGAUUCCAGGAGAGAAACUGCAUCUAUAGCAAGAAUUGAUACUGGCAUUGCUCCCGCCUACUUCUUUUCUCCCUAUCUGUGCUCAAAGUGCAGACUCAGGAAGAGGCUAAGCUAUUCGCUUGCAUUGGAAGCAGUAUACACUGGAGUUGGAUGUCCAUUGUUUGGCUCUGUAUGUGGUUUAUGGAGGCCCCGUGGGAGCGUUGACCAAUUUUGACCCCCUCCCACAAAAAAGGAAAGGAGGAAAAAAAAAAACUGUGAGAUAUCUCAUUCCCCCAGUCCCUGUCCUUGCUGUUUUCCUGGACAGCUGCAUUUGCCUGGGUGUGCAGUUUUGAUUAGAGUCUGGGACUGCAGUGACUUAGUGUUGUGCCAAGAUUGGGGAUGGGCAUGGCUGAAUGGGUGCCGCGAGACUGGGCAGCAGGAAGGGUGGGAGAACAGUGGUCCACCUUCCUCCUUACUUUCCAUCCUUGAAAUAGUGUCAUGUCCUGUCACAGAGCAGGAAAGAUCCUGACGGAAGACAUUAACCAUAAGCAAACAAUGACGUAAGAUCAUGAAGGAGAGCGCGAUCCAAACAGAGGAUGAGGAGGGGGUCGCCCCCCUGGGGCUCUCCACGGCCCAGGCCCUCGGCAUCCUGCGACAGCAGCUUUCCACCCUGCUGGAGCAGCAGCAGCAGGUUGCCAGAAGAAGGCCGACUCUACAGGAGCUGUGGACUAAGAGCUUCCUUCACCAUAACAACCGUCACUCCAGCUUCCACUGGCCCGGAGCUGCCCUCACCCUACUUGUCGUGUGUGGGCUGCUCUGCUGCCAUGAGAGUCAGCCAUAUGGCAGCCAGGGCAUAGAGCUGGUGAGUGCCUUUGCGCUCUUCCUCCUGUUAUUGCUGAACCUCUUCCUCAUCGGGCGCCAGGAGAGGCUGAAGAAAAGUGAGAUGGUGCGCCGGCUGAAGUGCGUCAUCUCCCAGCUGGACAAGUCUCUGCAGGGGAGUGCGGGGGAGCCGGUGAGGUGGUCGCCCUCGCUGUAUCCGGACCUGUACACUCCCUCCUCGCCAUCCUGGUCCCUGCACUGGACGUACAGGGAUGACCAGAUGAUCAACCUGCCCGUCAGCCUGCUGGUGGAGGGUGACAUCAUCGCACUGCGGCCUGGACAGGAAUCCUUCGCCUCCCUGCGGGGAAUCAAGGAUGAUGAGCACAUCGUCCUGGAGCCUGGUGAUCUCUUCCCUCCCUUCUCGCCUCCCCCAUCGCCACGAGGGAACGAGAAGAGGGGUCCUCAGAACCCCCAACAGUUCCGCCUCUUCCGGGUGGUGCGGACCCCGAUCCUUGACAACAUCCGGAGCAGUCUGGAGCAGGCUCUGUCCCGGCCCGUUACAGCCCUGGAUAAUGAACGCUUCACUGUACAGUCCAUCAUGGUCAAGUUUGCCUGCCCCGUCGUGCUGGCGGCGUUCUUCAUAGUGAACACGGUGCGUUUCUGCGUAAACGCCCCCAAUCUCACACCUGGCUGCUUCAACUUCUUUCAGCUCCAGGUGAUGGCAGUGCUCCCCAUUCUCCCUCUGCUCUUCCCGGUCAUGUGGGUGCUGGUGAACGCCUACGGAGAAGCGAGGGUCCUGGCCGAGUCCAGCCACACGUCUCCGACUGGCCUGCUUGCUAAGUUCUCUGAGGAUACACUAAGCAGCUACACAGAAGUGGUGUCUUCUCAGGAGCUGUUGCGUUGCAUCUGGAGGCACUUGGUCAGCGUCCUGAGAGGAGAGUCCCAGACGUUGUGCUACACCUCCAGCCUGCUGCACAACCUUGGCUCCGUCACCGUGCUGUGCUGCGUAGACAAGCAGGGGGUGCUGUCCUGGCCUAACCCCAGCCCGGAGACUGUACUGUUCUUCAGCGGCCGUGUGGAGCCCCCCCACGACAGCCAGGACGAUCUGCGGGAUGACCUAUCAGUGGGCUCUUUCUGCCGGACAGAGGGGGAAGAGGACAGGGACGAGGGCCAGGAGGGAGAAGCCCUGCUCUCCCUUCCCAUGGAGCCCUCCGUCCCUGCAGCCAGUGAGCACGAGCCCAGUGAGACGAUGUCGCACGACACCGCCCGCUCCUCAGACGCCAUGCGCCCGCAGCGCCCUCCGCAGUACCCCCGUGCCAAACACCCGUCUGGCUCCAAUGUCAGCUUCAGCCAUGACACCGAAGGCGGUGAGGAAGACUCGGUACAGCCCUGUGGGACGGAGCUGGGCUGCUGCGAAGCCGAGGACUUCGUGUGCGACUACCACCUGGAGAUGCUGAGCCUGUCGCAGGACCAGCAGAACCCGGUCAGCAUCCAGUUCGAUGUCGCAGGGUGGCAGGUCCACCUGCCCUCCCUGAAGCCGCUGGGCCUCAACAUCCUGCUGAACCUAUGCAAUGCCGGCGUGACGGAGCAGCUCUGCCGCUUCUCGGACCACCUGUCCAACCUGGCGCUGCAGGAGAGCCACGGGGCCGUACAGCCCGUCCACGUGCCCUGGGGGCUGUGCGAGCUGUCCCGCCUCAUCGGCUUCACGCCCGGGGCGAGGGAGCUCUUCAAGCAGGAGAACCACCUUGCCCUGUACCAGCUGCCGUCCGGCGAGAAGGCGGAGUCAGCUCAGCGGCGCUCCCACCACAUCACAAAGCGGCAUCCGCCCAUCAGCCACCUCAUCAGCCUGUUUGUGCGCGACAGCACCACCAAUAACGUUCAGAUGCUCUCCCACGGCUCCGCCGACCUCAUUCUCGAGGCCUGUACUGACUUUUGGGAUGGUGCAGAUAUCUACCCCCUUUCCGGCUCUGACAGGAAGAAGGUUCUGGACUUCUACCAGCGCGCCUGUCUCUCGGGAUACUGCUCGGCUUUCGCCUACAAACCCAUGCAGGUGUCCCUGUCGCCGCAGCUGAACGGAAAGUGUGUGGAAUUGACCCCGGGCCCCACCCUCUUUUCCGGGCUGGAGCUGCCCAGCACCACACCCAUCAAACAUGGCAGCCGCAGGAACAGCUGGAGCUCCGAUGAGGGCAUCGGAGAGGUGGUGGAGCGGGAAGACUGCGUGCAGGCCCUCAGCGGGCAGAUCUUCAUGGGCAUGGUGUCCUCGCAGUUCCAGGCCCGGCCGGACACGGUGCGGCUCAUCGACGCCCUGGUCAAAGCCUGCAUCCGCUUCGUCUACUUCUCCAUGCAGGAUGAGCUACGCAGCAAGGUGUUUGCGGAGAAGAUGGGCUUGGAGACUGGCUGGAACUGCCACAUCUCACUGACGCCCAACGGGGAUGGCAACUGUGACAUGCUGCCCUCCAGCCCCAGCCAUGCUGGCUCCCUGCAUGACGACCUGCAACAAGAUUCCCGCGACGAAGCAGAAGGGCUGUUACUCCCGGAGGAUGAGGGGCAGUCGGACCUGGUCAGCUUCCAGCCCACAGACAGCGAUGUUCCCAGCUUCCUGGAGGACUGCAAUCGGGCGAAGCUUCCUCGUGGGAUCCACCAGGUCCGCCCGCACCUGAAAAACAUCGACAACGUGCCCCUCUUGGUGCCUCUCUUCACGGAUUGCACUCCUGAGACCAUGUGUGAAAUGAUGAAGAUCAUGCAGGAGAACCGUGAGGUGACCUGCUGUCUGGGCAGCUCGGCUAACUUCCGCAACAGCUGUCUCUUCCUGCAGAGUGACGUCAGUAUUGCCCUGGACCCUCUGUACCCAUCCCGCUGCUCGUGGGAGACCUUUGGCUACGCCGCCAGCGGUGGCCUGAACGACUACAGCGAUGGCUUGUCUCCCCUGGGGCUGUCGGGCCGGCUCAAUGCCCUGGCCUGUUCCGUCACUUUCCACCAGGGGGAGAGUGUGAGCUUGGUUAAGCUCAUCGAGCAGGCACGUCACACUACCUAUGGCAUCCGAAAGUGCUUCCUCUUCCUGCUGCAGUGUCAGCUCAUGCUCGUCAUUAUUCAGUUUCUGGCCUGUCUGGCCCAGCUGCCCCCUCCCUUGAACAUCACAGACAUCAUGUGGCUGUCCUGUUUCUGCUACCCACUGCUCAGUGUCUCCUUACUGGGGAAACCGCCUGACAGUUCGGUGAUGACCGUCGCCACCGGCAAGAACCUAGACGGCAUCCCCAGGAAGACGCAGCAGUACUUCCUGGGAUGCUUCCUGAUCAAGUUCAGCAUCACGGUCUGCGCUUAUCUCAUGGGCUUCAGCUUCAGCCUGGUGGAGGCGUGCGCGAAGGCCAGGAAAGCCAACGUCAGCUGCACCCACAUCCUCAAUAUGAGUGCGAGUGGUGGAGCCCCCAACUGGUUUGGAGAACUCGCGAACAGCCUGCUGCUCAUUCAGAAGGUCAUGGCGGGGUUUUUGGCUCUACACACAGUGGUAAUCUCCCUCAGCUAUGUGCACCGCUCCCAGCUACUGUGGAGAAAGAGCCCGUUCAGUAACACCUGGUGGUGCCUGACCGUGCCCGUGGUGCUGCUGGGCCAGGGGGUCCAGGCCACAGUGGACUUCCAGCUGUGGAAUUAUAAGACGGACAAUGUGACGUUCACCUUGGGCGACAUCCCCAAGGAAGUAUGGCUGCCCUUGUCACUGUCGCCGCUGCUGGUGGUGCUGGUUAACGAAGCGGUCAAGCUGCAUGAGAUCAGGGUGCGAGAUCGCUACCAGAAGAGACAGAAAUUACAGUUUGAGACCAAGCUGGGCAUGAAUUCCCCAUUCUGAGAGCCUCCCAGUAAGGGUUUCCAAUGGUGCCACCAGCCUGGCAGGAAUUGGGUGGGGGGGGUUCUGUCAAGGCGCUUAUGUCGUAGACAUCCUGCCCGCACUCCGGCGCUGUUUCAGUGGGGAGAGUGCGGUCUCUGUGAAUUUUUUUUUUCUUGUGUGUAUGUAUAUAUAUAUAUAUGUUUUUUUUUUUUUUUUUUUUUUUACAUUGUGAUUUAACCAAGGAACACCCAAAGUGUUUUUGCUUUUUCCUGGCAAAGUUAUAACCCAAAAUCCCUUGCUGUUUACCUGAGAAUGUCUCACUUUAUUUUCAUGCAUGUGUAACGUUCACCUGAUGCACUGCCUGAACCGCAUAAAGGGAUGAGAGGUGUGACCUUUUGGAAACAUUCAGGCAGAGCAAGUCAGCUGGGCGACACUGCAUGACCUCUGCUCCCUCUCAAAGGCCCGCAAUUUGAAGGCUGCUGCAGCCCAACGUUUCCCACUUUAGAGAUGAGCCACACGCUUUGGGCCUUAGUCUAUCGGAUUAUAAUACAGGCUCCUUGGCAGCCUGCGUCUGUCGUACCGGCUACUAAAUGUGAAUGUCUGUUUCUUCUGAAGACUCUUCUUUGGGGUAGUGAAAGGGAAGCUUCAGAAAGGGCAGUGGCAGGUGUACAAAAAACAGCAUUAAAGCCAGGUCACGCCUGGCCAAGCAGAUCUGUCGGGUAUUUAAGCAGCAACUAGAUUAAAAUUCCAGAACAGUUUAUAUUUUAAAAACCAGAAAAAAAACUGUAGGCAAUAUGGUACAUAAAAAUGCUUUUUACAGUCCUCGAUGUGUACGUAAUAUAUAACUUAAAUGGGACUAAUUCUGAAAUAGACUACAGGAUGAGUAUUCUAUAUUAUGUAUUGAAGAAUGAAACAAUUACAAUAUGAAUACUUACUAUGAAAGAAGUGGGGAAUAUUUAUUGACAUGUGACAAAUGUGUUUAAUUUCUUUUGUUUAGGAGAACCAUUGCAUCUUAUUGGUUUCCAAUAAUUUAAUUUUUUUUUUUAUGGGAUUCCUAUUUUUUAUCCUCUGUAGAUAAUGUGCAGUACUGUAAUACACCAGUUUGCUGCGUGUCCUUUUUCAGUAGUACUGUAAGAGAGGUGCAACAUCAAAUAACUUCCUUAUAUUGACUUAAGCUGACAUACAGCUUGAUACGACUAGCCUUCUUCGUGAUUCUGUCAAGCUGUCAGUCAGCUUAAGUCAAUAUAAACCAUCAAGGCGAAAAGCAAACUGCGAUUGAAAGGUAGUGACAUCCUCAAAAAAGCCGCUGUACAAAACCCUACUAAUGUGAGUGUAUUUUCCAGAUUUUUCUACCAUUAUGCAUAUGUCCUUGCCCAUUUUCAGGCAUCCAUUGCUGAGCCAGAACCUGCUCAAAUACAUUUACAGCUUACAGCCGUAUUUAAAUCUUUUUUUUUUCUGUCAGCCUUUCAAAACACUGGAGAGGGAGUUUAUUGUUAUCCUGGCAGCACCAUACAUGAUGGUUUCACAGCAUGCAUUGCAUGUUCAAAAUACAUGUAUAUGUGUUAUACCAAAAUAAUGUUUUCUUAAUUAGUGUGUGAACCGGGAUGGGGGCGGGGGGCGUGUGUCUCUUGAAAAGGCUGUUUAAUUACUAGUCGAGUAUCUUGAAUAUUGGAAAGGAGGAAAUAUGUGUCACUGUACAGCAUUUCUACCUCUGACUCAAGUGGGGUAAAUGACUGUUUUAGAUGCUGCAGGUGGUUCAGGGUGCACUUCUGCCUGCUUAUUAUUAUUAUUAUUAUUAUUAUUAUUAUUAUUAUUAUUAUUAAUAUUAUUACUAUUUUAUUUUUUAUCCAGUCUAUCAGAAGUUGAUCUGCUUUUAAUAGCAUUUAACUGUGAAACCCUUUGCACUGGUAACUGGACAGUACACAACCUCUUUCAUAAACAUAUUGGAAUCAUCUAAACAGGAUCAUAAUAUCAAUACCGUUGAUAAUUCUGUAAGGAGUUUCUAUUUUGCACCAGUUAUAGUUAUGGUCAACAACUAAUUUCUGUGUUCUGAAGUGAAUGGACUUGUAUGCCAGCAAGAUAGUUAUGUCCUGAGUACUGCUGUUGAGUUAGGUGCUGGGCGAUCUUCCACCUGUAGCUAUCUCUUUAAAACAGGGUUUUCCACUACGAGUUCCAAGGAAUUUUUUCAUGCUUAUAACAACGUAAACUUAAUGUGGUGCCUUUUGCACAAAAUAGUCUGAAAAUGCAUUCAAUUCAAAUUUAGAUUUAAAUGGAAAAUUAAAACGAAUUCUUUAAUUUUACAUCUGUCAUGCAAACUCGAUUCAAAUUCUCAAAACUGUGAAGCAUUUUGAAAUGAAAUAGAAAUUUAGUCAAGAGCAUAAUUACUGGUCUUCCUGCUGGACUCUUACAUAAUGGAUUACCAGGAUUACAAUUCACAAGCCCAGUCAGUGUAAAGCCUGAGCUGCAAUGGUUACCUGCAUCCUCAGGUAGCAAUUGUCAGUUGAUGUUAAAAGUGCUUUACAUUGGUGUGUGAAGAUGCUAAUAUCAAACAUACUGCCCUUCAGCGCACUGGACAUGCUGCAAAAUAGAACAUUAGCAACUCUUAAGUUUAUGCAAUUCAUAGUGCAAUCCCUUUUUUUUUCGUUUUUUUUAAUUAUUUGCAUGCUGACAAACAUAAUGGCACUGCCUUGACCACUUUUUUUGUGUCUCUUGAGCAUGUAUUGUUUUGUUAAAGCAGCAUGUGGGACUGCUGGUGCAUCUGAAACCAUUCACAGGCACCAAUCAAUAGUCUCAUUUCCAAAGCCUUGUCUAUGGGCUGCAGCGAGACUAAGUACCUCUGCACAUACACACAACUGUACAGUACAAGAACCUACAUUAAUCUGAUUAGUGAUGGACUAUUUUUGUCAUUGUCCCUGACGGAUUUAUAAAUGUUGUAAAUUUUGUAUUUUUAAAGUCUUUAUGUAAAAUUAUUUUUAAAUAAUCUGUCAAUUAUGUUAAUAAAUAUGGUCUUUUUUUAAA